AUGCCCGGGGGGCUUUUCCUUCGCCUCUUCUACCCCUGCCUGCCCCGGGCAGGGGCCGAGCAGCCGCUCUGGGUCCCACGCUGCAGCGGGCUGGCCGACUUCGCCCACCACAGCCGGCGCUGGUGCAUGCCCCUGCUCAGCGUCGCCAUAGGCUCCGGCAGAGUGCUGGUGAGCUGGAAGGGGGCUUUCAAGCCCUGCAGCAGCAGGUACCCACUGGUCAUCAUCUCCCACAGCCUGGGAGCCCUUUGGACCCUGUACUCCUCGGUCUGCUCGGAGCUGGCGUCCUGGGGCUUUGUGGUGGUGCCGCUGGGGCAGGGGGACCAUUCUGCCCCCGUGACGUGUUUCUGCAUGGCAGAGGCUGGGAGAGAGGAGUGGAUCCCCUACUGACGGGGGCCCCAAGGGCAGAAGGAGUUUUAUUUUCGAAACAAGCAGGUUCAUCAGAGAUCAGGGGAAUGCGUGUGAGCACUUCAGCUCUUCGAGGACAUCAGCAUCGGUAAAUCCGUCCCAAACAUCCUUCACCAGGACUUUGAUUGCUCCGUGCUGAAGGACAGCCCUGCUGUUGUGGCUGCUGCCUGCAGCGUGGGCUGUGGGGACUAA
Egretta garzetta (little egret) is the source of this 597-nucleotide messenger RNA. RefSeq names its product platelet activating factor acetylhydrolase 2 (gene PAFAH2). Gene Ontology annotation, molecular function: 1-alkyl-2-acetylglycerophosphocholine esterase activity. Lineage: Eukaryota; Metazoa; Chordata; Aves; Pelecaniformes; Ardeidae. The record is from RefSeq and is a predicted model, not a curated record.